GGGGGCGGCGGGUGGGGCGGCGAAGCGAGGGGGGAGGGGCAGCGAGCAUGCAGGGUGCAGCAGGGGAGGUGGCAGCAGCAGCAGCAGAGGAGGCAGCAGCAGCAGCAGCGGAGAGGCAGCAGCAGCAGCAGAGGAGAACGCAACAAGGGGUUGGGAGCGGGAGGCGCAGCAGCAGGAAACUACUGUUGAAGCAGCAGCAGCUGCAACAGCAGCAGCAGCGGAAUGCAAGGUGCAGAGACACAAGACGACGAAGCAACAGAAGCAACUGCAGCAGCAGCAGCAGCAACUGCUGCAGCAGCAACUGCAGCAGCAACAGGGAAAGGGAGAUAAAGCCAGCAGCAGACAACGGCAAUUGUACUGGGCACCCCGCCCCUAA
This is a messenger RNA of Eimeria tenella, 376 nucleotides long. RefSeq lists its product as uncharacterized. The record is from RefSeq and is a predicted model, not a curated record. The annotation marks the transcript as partial. The transcript has a single exon. Lineage: Eukaryota; Apicomplexa; Conoidasida; Eucoccidiorida; Eimeriidae.